AUGAAUAUGGUGGUGUCUCGCCAUGCAGCGCGCGGGUGGGAGAAGGGCCUGUGCGCCAUGAGCCACACUCCUAUAGGCGGCCACCCGCAAGGUUGGGAGCACAAGCUUGCUGACAGGUCGUCGUUGCCACCGGCUUCUGGGGAGGAGAAGAACAAAUCUCAGUCCAAAUAUGUGUUCGCACAACCACAUCUGUCCAAGGUCAGCAUGGCGUGGCGCGAGCAGACGGAGGGGUCGUCGGGUAGCUCGGCGCGCUCGCCCGCCUCGCCGCCCUACAUGCGCUGGGCACGCAGCCUCCACGAGUUGCUCGAGGACGCGGAGGGCGUGCGAUUGUUCCGCAAGUACGUCAGCGGCGCGGGCGGGCUGCACGUGGACCGGCUCAACUUCUACUUCGCCGUGCAGGGCCUGCGCCAGGAGUGCGAGCCCUCCAAGAUACGGCAGGUCGUCUCUGCUAUAUACAAAUUCCUCCGCAAAUCUCAGCUAGCGAUGCCGGAGGAGCUGAAGCAGCACGUGAAGCAGAGCCUCAAGGAUGGCUCCAACAUCGAGAAGACUAUAUUCGACAAUAUGGAACAGGAGGUGACGCGUGCGAUAACGGAGACGACGUACCAGUCGUUCCUGCGGUCGGACGCGUACGUGUCGUAUGUUAGCGCCGCCACGCAACCUCUGUCAUCGCCAGACGCCUCGCCGCCCCAUCCACCUAGAGAGAAUCCUUUAACCCAGCAGGCGGCAGUGGGUGGCCUGGCCACGCUGCACGAGGGCCAAGAGUUGGGCGCGGGUGCAGCGGCCCCGGCGGCACGACUUACGCAUGAUGCGCUCCUCGCGACACAGUCACGCCGGCUGCACUCUGACGUCGCACCUAGACACCGCAAGCGCUCGGUGUACAGUGCGCACGUGUCGUACGCGGGCUACUGCCCCGCCUCGCGGCAGGACUCGGAACGCGCCAGCCUCAGCAGUGGACGAACAGACUCCGACGCAAUCUCGCUCUCCGGCAGCAGUGUCGAUGGAAUGUCAGUUCGCAACGUACGCGAGCCGCGCGAGUCCCGCCACCGCCCGCGUCUGCACGGGCUCGACCGCCACGCUGUCAUCAAUAAGGAACAGGAUACUGCCAUGGUGAUCCCCCGCACGGCGCGAGUGCAGUCGGAACAGUUGCGCGUGUUACCGCCGGCGGAGUUUGCGCCGCUACUCAUUGAGAAACUCGAGCGCGUGCGCCGCGACCAGGAGGCCAAGGAGAGGCUUGAGAGGCGACUCGCUGAGGGUGAUGUAGACGAAGCUUCAAGUCAAGUGUUACCACCGCAGCUGGUCGCGGCCGCCAUCCGCGAGAAAUUGCAGCUUGAGGACGACAACGAUCAAGAUAUCCUCGACCAGCACGUGUCCCGCGUAUGGUCGGAGCGCACCCCGGGCGCGUCCCCCCCCGGGGGCCGGCGGGCGCGCCCCCGCCACCACGGGGCGCACGGCCCGCACCCCGCGCGCCGCGCCCCCUCCGCGCUCUCCGCGGACUCCGGACACUACGACGCGCCACCAGACUCGCUGCACCAUCCCCACUCACUCACGCGCAGGUCGUUCUCUAAGAAGACGGUGACGGAGCUGACCGACAGCGGAGUGUCGGUGGUGUCGGAGGGGGGCGUGGAGCCUCGCAUCCUGCUGUGGAUGGCGGAGGGCGAGCGCCUCGACCGCCUCGAGCGCGGCGACCGGCCCGACCGCUCCGACCGACCCGACCGGCCCGACCGACUCGAACGCCGCCACCACUCGCGGGCCUCCUCUGCAGACCGCGACGAUCUUCGCCGCAAGGACAAACCGCCUCGAGCCGCACGUGGCGGCGGCAGUAAGUCGAGCAGUACGAGCGGCGGGGCCGCGGAGAGCCAUACGGUGGUGGUGGUGACCUUCCUGGACGAGAACGUGCCCUACCGGUUCAAGGUGCCUGCCUCGCCGCUCACACUGAAGACCUUCAAGGAUUACCUGCCGAGGAAGGGCAACUACAGAUACUUCUUCAAAACGAACUGUGCGGAUCUAGACACCGUGAUCCAAGAGGAAGUGAGCAGUGAUUCGGACACACUCCCCAUGUUCGAAGGUAAGGUCAUGGCGCGCGUCAAGAGCAUCGACUAGGCUACAUACCACCCAGGGAACAUACAAGAAAACAGAAGAAAUACCUAUACACAUUGUGUCUAGACUUAGUGGAGCAAUGUAC
Molecule: messenger RNA, 2182 nt
Organism: Spodoptera exigua (beet armyworm)
Lineage: Eukaryota; Metazoa; Arthropoda; Insecta; Lepidoptera; Noctuidae
Source: the annotation of a GenBank genome assembly